UGCUUGGCGCUCUUGAAGACGGACGCUGAGCGAGACCCUUAUUUAAAACACAUGCAUUAUCUCCCGAAAAAUUAACGCAUAACCGACCACCUUGCAGACUCAAAUGUGGUCAAAAUGUCCGCCAUCCAGCUGCUUUUCGUGCUGCUGAUCUCCCCCGCAGUGUUUGCGUCACGCUUGCCGCAUCCGGUCCUCCUCCAAGGGAAAGCCAACAAAAUCGCCUCUUUCAACACGUCCUGUGAUUCCCAAACGUUCAACAUCACGGUAGCCACGACUCGACCAUUCAAAGGCGUGGCCUUUGCCAGAGACUUCGCUCAUGAGUGCCUGGUGCUUGGCACGGGCAUUAACGAGCUGUUCCUCAGUCUGCCGGCUGCAGGUUGCGGAGUGCGCCUGAAGACAUCUGUGGACGAGGGUGGCCUAGCUCGGAUGACAUAUGGGGUGGCGCUGGUGCUGCAGCAGGACCGCUACUUGAGGCAGAUCUCCGACCAGGAUCAAAUGGUGCACUGUGAGGUGAAAGAUGAGGCGUUUCUCGUCAAAAGCCCGCCGAUGAUUGACGCCGUGAAGGGGGAAAUCAAACGGAGCAAAGCCAAUCACCGGUAGGUUCUGAUCGAAAUUUGGCGGUAUUGAGGCCAAUUGUAUAUACUUUCCUGACUGUGUUUCAAUUCCAAAUCAAAUUCAU
Molecule: messenger RNA, 676 nt
Organism: Dendroctonus ponderosae (mountain pine beetle)
Lineage: Eukaryota; Metazoa; Arthropoda; Insecta; Coleoptera; Curculionidae
Exons: 2
Coding region: 115-597 (160 amino acids)
Source: RefSeq, a predicted model, not a curated record